This is a messenger RNA of Cryphonectria parasitica EP155, 1644 nucleotides long. RefSeq lists its product as uncharacterized. NCBI's taxonomy places the organism in Eukaryota, Fungi, Ascomycota, Sordariomycetes, Diaporthales, Cryphonectriaceae. Bases 1 to 1644 code for a protein of 547 amino acids. The transcript has 4 exons. The record is from RefSeq and is a predicted model, not a curated record.
AUGGCUCGGCAGAAGAAGAGGCUCAUCAUCUGUUGCGACGGAACAUGGAUGAACUCGGACAAAGGCUUCGAGAAGGGCAGGCCUCAGCCUCCUUCCAAUGUCACACGGCUGGCUCGAUCUUUCAACCGAAAUUGUAGUGAUGGAAGCGUCCAGGUCAUCUAUUACCAAUCUGGUGUGGGUACUGGGAGCACGAUGGCGGACGCAUUCACAGGCGGUGCUUUCGGCACCGGCGUUGCAGAAAACAUGCGCGAGAGCUACUCCUUCAUCUGUGCCAACUAUGUCGAUGGUGACGAGAUCAUCCUCAUCGGCUUCUCCCGCGGCGCCUUUACCGCCCGAAGCAUCGCCGGUAUGAUUGGGAACCUGGGGCUUCUUACCCGAGAAGGCAUGGAGUACUUUUUCCCCAUCUUCAAAGACAUGCAGAACUGGCGGACCAAGAUCUACAGAGAUCCAUUCCCCGGCGUCCCUUUUGAGGAAAAGCCUAUGGGCGAUGAAGCUGUGUUAGAAUAUCGACGAAGGCUUCUCGAGAAAGGGUACACACGAGUGUUCGAGCACGGCGGUGCCGGGAAGCUCAUCACGGUCAAGGCUGUAGCGGUUUUCGACACCGUUGGAAGCCUCGGGGUCCCGUCUAUCCCGUGGAUGAAAAAGCUAGGCAUUGAUCAUACGACUUCCGAGUUCCGGUUCUACGACACUUCGCUGUCAGAUCGGGUCGAGUAUGCUUUUCAUGCGAUUGCGCUUGACGAGCCCCGGCCGCCAUUUAGUCCCUCUAUAUGGGAACGUGGUGUAUCGAGCAAGGCGUACACUGAUCUCCGCCAGGUCUGGUUUCCUGGAAACCACGGCAAUGUUGGCGGUGGCUGGCCCGACCAGGGAAUUGCCAACAUGUCUAUGGCCUGCAAGUCCCCACCCCCACUGUGCUCUUGCGUCAUGGUCCCGAGCUGGUGGAUGAUGGACCAACUCGUUGAAGUGGGUGUCGAGUUUGACGAAGGAUCUCUACGUCGAAUGCUGGCUGAUACGGAGAGAUACUACCGCGAACAUCCCAUGGCGGCCGCCGUCCCCGACGGACUCAAAGAGCAGGCGUCCAAGGUCGUCCCACCCAAGUACUACAAAUGGGCCAACGAUGAGAUCCUCGAGAACAACCACCCUUUCAGACCAUGGGCAACGGGCGCCAUUCUCCGCGCUCACAGUCCCGUAUACACCUUGACGGGCAGCAUCGUCCGCUCUCCAGGCAGAUACCACAAGCUCAACACCUACAACGGCAAGGAGCUGCCCGAGUACCUCGAGGAUACCUGCGAGAAGAUCCACCCCUCGGUGCGCAUCCGCCUGGCCGUGGACGGUCUCGGCUACGAUGACAAGAGGCGGUGGGGUGCCGAGGCGCUGACCGACGCCGGGUGGGAGCUCAAGAAGAAGCCGGAUGGGAAGUGGAUCUGGCAGUACGAGGGCGAUGAGGACCUGCCCAGAAAGGUCCUGGAGGAGGCUGAGAUGGGCCAUUACGAGCUAAGAAUGUUGGAGCUGGCUGGUGGUACGCCACCUAUCCUUGAUUAUGUCGAGAACAUGGGCAUUGAGGACCUCCAGAGACGUGGCAGCAGGAAGCAUUCGGCAGUCAGGACCGCUGCUGGUGACUCGGAGGCGACUGCCAAGGAUCGUUGA